Messenger RNA from Boeremia exigua, 1925 nucleotides. RefSeq names its product major facilitator superfamily domain-containing protein. Gene Ontology annotation, biological process: transmembrane transport. Lineage: Eukaryota; Fungi; Ascomycota; Dothideomycetes; Pleosporales; Didymellaceae. Bases 1 to 1755 code for a protein of 584 amino acids. The transcript is spliced from 6 exons. The record is from RefSeq and is a predicted model, not a curated record. Gene Ontology annotation, molecular function: transmembrane transporter activity.
AUGGCUACCCCAAUCUCCGAUCACGAGAAACAAGAUGUCAACUACAUUGAGCAUGUCGAGACGAACGAAUCAUCGAUGAAUCUGCACAAAAUGCAAACGCUGUCGGGUGUGGACAUGAAGAACACCUCGGCCGUGAAAGGUGACGAUUCUGAUGGCAAAGUCAUCUGGAGCAUUCGCGGUAUCUUCUCGGCGGUCUUUCUCGCGGCACUGUACACCGGCUCGCAAGUCAUCCUCUACUUCACCGGCGGAUCUCUAUCCUUCAUUGCAGCAGACCUCGGGAUCACCCGUGGCAUCGUCUGGUUGCCGACUGCAAACAUCCUCGCUAUUGCCGCCACUUGCCCAUAUGCUGGCUACCUCCAAGAUCUGUUCGGCAAACGUUACAUUGCUCUGUUUGGAGCUUUUUGUAUCUGCUUAGGAUGCGCGCUUGUGGGAUCUACCCAGACCUUUGGACAGGCUAUCGUAGGGAUGGCCUUAUCUGGCGUAGGUGCCGCCAUUGGUGAGCUUACAGGCCUAGCCGGACUCGCAGAAGUUGUUCCCGUCAAGUAUCGCGGCUACUCGCUAGCACUGGUCACUGCCUUUGUCCUUCCCUUCUGCCCAUAUCUGAUGUACGUGGAGCUGUGGUCACAUCGUGAUCUGACAGUCGGCUGGCGAUGGGGUCCGUGGGUCUCGCUAAUCUACAACGGCAUCGUGGGUCUCGGUCUGCUAUUCACAUACUUCCCCAAGGCUCACACCCGUGCGGAUGGCUUUUCGCGACUCGCGAUCUUGAAGAAGAUUGAUUACUUGGGAGGAUUUCUGUCGGUCACCGGUCUGACUCUGUUCCUUGUUGCCCUCAACUCUGGUGGCUAUACUCACGCCUGGAGUAGCGCUUACAUCCUCUGCACUCUCCUAUUCGGCCUUGCUCUUAUCGGUGCAUGGAUCGUGUGGGAAUGGAAGUUUGCGCCCUAUCCUAUGGUUCCUGGUGAACUUUUUAAGGGCCAGCGCAUCGUCGCUCUCGCGUACGUUGUUGCCUUUACAGCAGGCAUGAACUUCUUCAGUAUCCUGAACUUCUUCCCCGUCACGUUCACGUCUGUGUACGAACCUGAUCCGGUCAAGAUUGGUCUGCGAGCGAUGCCUCCCGCCUUUACCACAGCCAUCGGUGCCAUUGUCUUCAACGCCGCCCUCUCCGUGUUCCCAGGUCGCGCAAGAGAAGUUCUGCUCGUUGCUGUGGUUCUCAUGACGUGUUUUGCCGGUUCCCUUGCAGUCAUGACUCCCGAUAACGAACAAACGGUCGUGGCACUGGGAUCCAUCGCCUCGUUCGGCAUCGGUGGUGUUAUUGUACCGGCUGCUACCGUCGCCAUGAUCGUCUGCCCUGACGCACUUAUCACCACUGCAGCCGCGCUCUCACUUAGCAUCCGUACCGUCGGUGGCAGUAUCGGCUACUCCAUCUACUACAACGUUUUCGCUACAAAGCUCGAACAGAACCUGCCAAAGUACGUUGCAGAGUACGCAGUCAAAUCAGGUCUACCCGUAACCAGCGCUGUCGAGUUCGUGACGGUUUUCCUAACCGCACCUGCGAAUCUGACGACUACACCGAUUGAGGGCCUCACACCAGCGGUCGUUGCCGGCGCGACUAAAGGUGUGCAGUGGGCCUACAGCCAAAGCUUAAAAUAUGUCUGGUUUACCUCAAUUGCUUUCGGCAGCGUUGCAAUCGUCUGCACCAUCUUGUUACCAAGCACGAAGAAGUACCAGACAAACCGUGUUGCUGUGCAGAUUUAGAUGUUUGAAAUGCGAUCGAAGGACAAGACGUCUGCAGCGAAGACCGGUCGUUUGUCGUGGUGGGUCGGCUGAUGUGUUGCCAGUACGGAUAACGAGGCUGGUCCCGGUUUACCUAGUAAUUAAUGUCACAAUACAAUUGUCAGCAUCCAGUACGAUGGCAUGGGCCCAAG